Phragmites australis (common reed) is the source of this 1343-nucleotide messenger RNA. RefSeq lists its product as uncharacterized. The coding region runs from base 63 to 1037 and encodes 324 amino acids. Gene Ontology annotation, molecular function: hexosyltransferase activity. The record is from RefSeq and is a predicted model, not a curated record. Lineage: Eukaryota; Viridiplantae; Streptophyta; Magnoliopsida; Poales; Poaceae. Gene Ontology annotation, cellular component: Golgi membrane. The transcript is spliced from 2 exons.
ACUCACCAACACAUGCACAGCAAGAAGAAGAAGAAGAAGAAGAGACCUCGAUAGCGGCAACAAUGUCGUUCAUCCAGAAGCCAUGCUACUACACCGGUUCCCUCGUCGUCCUCCUCCCUCUCACCCUCCUAUGCCUCAUAUUCCUCCUUCCGUUGUCCACCUACCUCAGCAACCAUCUCGCCGCCGCGUCCGGCGCUGCCAGCGGCUGCCUUGGCACGGCCAACGUCGCCGCUGCACCGGCGGCGGGCGACAUCGAGGAUGCCGGCGGCCACCACUCGGAUUUUAGCAUCCUCAUCGGCGUGCACACGAUGGCCAGGAAGCACUCCCGGCGCCACCUCAUCCGCAUGGCGUACGCGCUGCAGCAGACGGCCCCGCUCCGCGGCGCCGCGCGCGUCGACGUACGGUUCGCGCUCUGCGCGCGGCCAAUGCAGCCCGAGCACCGCGCGUUCGUGGCCAUGGAGGCCCGCGCCUACGGCGACGUGCUGCUGUUCGACUGCGCCGAGAGCGCAGACCAGGGCAAGACGUACACCUACUUCGCCGGCCUACCCGCCAUGCUCGGCGGCGCGGCUGACCCCGGAAGCGGCCGCCCGUACGACUACGUGAUGAAGGUGGACGACGACACGUUCCUCCGGCUGGACGCGCUGGUGGAGGCGCUGCGCGACGCGCCGAGGGAGGACAUGUACUGCGGCGUGGGGCUCCCGUUCCACGACCGGGCGUUCCCGCCGUUCAUGCUCGGCAUGGGCUACCUGCUGUCCUGGGACCUCGUCGAGUGGAUUGCCAGCUCCGACAUGGUCAGAAGGGAGGCCAUAGGUGCAGAAGAUGUAACCACUGGAAAAUGGCUGAACAUGGGCAACAAGGCCAAGAAUAGGGUGAACAUUUUCCCCAGGAUGUAUGACUACAAGAGCGCCAAAGCUGAGGACUUCUUGGAGAGCACCAUUGGGGUGCACCAGUUGAAGGAGGACAUUAGGUGGGCACACACAUUAGAGCAUUUCAAUCUCACCACGUUGAAGCCCUCCAGCAAGCUCUACAACUUCUAGAGAGGACACUUCAGAGAUUCUUUUGUGAACAAUAUGUAAAUUUGUAGCAUUAUUGUUGAUAUGCUGUGUAAGGAAUGUGAUCCUCUGACGUAACUGCAUCAUUACGUGAUACGUGAGCAACUCUUCGUGGGUUUAUGUUUCAACGACUAAGUCACCCCGUGCAGUUACAUCAGAAAAAUCGCUUCAGCUGUGUAAAAAGUUAAAAUAUUAAUGGUUGUUGAUGUGUUGCUUGCAAGGUGUAAUUGAUAGCUUCCACCCCAAGUUAUAUAUCUCACCGACGAUGUUUUUUCAUAAUGACACUGUAAU